Penicillium argentinense is the source of this 693-nucleotide messenger RNA. RefSeq lists its product as uncharacterized. The transcript has 2 exons. Lineage: Eukaryota; Fungi; Ascomycota; Eurotiomycetes; Eurotiales; Aspergillaceae. The record is from RefSeq and is a predicted model, not a curated record. Bases 1 to 693 code for a protein of 230 amino acids.
AUGUCCGAGCUCACCUUUGCCAAAUCUUUCCUCUCGACAUUGGACUCGCGUCCUAUCAAGCUACGUGGGGAUCACGUCUUUGAUCCGGAACGAGUCGGUUUGCGCGUGCCGUACACGCUUCCCCGCCUCCAUGCCCCGCACCCUGAGAUGCCCAAGAAAGUCAAGAAGACACAGGCACCAGGCUCCUCCAAGUCUAUCAAUAUCCGCAUAAAAUCUGCCCGCAACCCCGUUCUUGAUUUCAUCAUCGCCAAUGCCCCUCUUUCUACAACUAGCGUUCAAGACCUUCGGGAUGCCGUCCGUGGGCGUGUCGCUGAUACGCAAGGAAACCCUGUUCCGCUGGACAAAAUCAAGGUCCUGUAUCAUCGCAAGCCCGUGAGUGGAACAAGCAAGACAGUGGCGGAGGUUCUGGCCGAUGAACCAGAGAUGCUGGCUGGAGGUAAGGAGGUUGAGUUCGGCGUUAUGAUCAUUGGAGGUGCUAAGACUGUCGAUGCGGUCGAGUCUCAAACAGAAGGUGCGCAAAUGCGAGAUGUGUCUCCGCCCAAGGCGGCAGUGGGACCAAGUGGUAGAGAGAUACUCCAGACCGAUGCGUUCUGGAAUGAUCUCCGAGGCUAUCUGCAGCAGCGGUUGAAGGAUGAGGAAGAGGCGAAUCAUUUGAGUAUGCUGUUUAAGAAUGCCUGGGGCUCGUCUCAGUAA